Molecule: messenger RNA, 3605 nt
Organism: Daphnia carinata
Lineage: Eukaryota; Metazoa; Arthropoda; Branchiopoda; Diplostraca; Daphniidae
Gene: cdc14
Exons: 12
Coding region: 438-2975 (845 amino acids)
Biological process (GO): protein dephosphorylation; positive regulation of cytokinesis; microtubule cytoskeleton organization
Cellular component (GO): nucleolus; mitotic spindle; kinociliary basal body
Molecular function (GO): protein tyrosine/serine/threonine phosphatase activity; protein serine/threonine phosphatase activity
Source: RefSeq, a predicted model, not a curated record
AACACUUGUCAGUCGACCGUUCGUUGCCAAUUUCUGUCAUCAUUUUCCGACUUGUCGCUAAAUCUAGUCACCCAUAUCAUUCUUAGGAGUUAGACAGACGAUUGAAAUAUCUUUGAAACGUCAAAGAAAUACCACUCCCAUUUUUGGUUGUGAGUUAUGUGCGUGUGUAUACGGGAGUUUUUUGUGUUACGUGUAGCACCUUACACUCUGUUGACAAGCCCUGUUGGUCUAUACACCUCUUGGGUUUUGGCCUAGCUCUCAGUUGAGUCUUUCAUUUCUCAUUGUGUUUACGUGUCUUAUUCACGGUUCGCGCCAGCCCAGGAUGGACAAACUUUUCAGUGAUUGUCAACACAAAAUCAUUACCUGACUUCCCUGCCUUUUGUGUUUUUAACAUCUUAACUUUUGAACUGACAACUUAAAUUUUUUAUUUGUGUGAAAUGAAUACCGUACUUGAAAAAGAAGAUAUUUUAGUGCAUGCUGCAGAGUUCAUCAAAGAUCAACUCUACUUUGCCACUUUAAAGGUUUCUAUCAGACCCAAAUCCACACCAGACACCCACUAUUUCUGCAUAGAUGAUCAGCUCGUGUACAGAAACUUUUAUUCAGACUUUGGGCCGCUUAACUUGGCUAUGCUCUACCGGUACUGCCACAAACUCAAUCGCAAGUUGAAGGCACCCAAUCUGGCCAAGAAGUGCAUUGUCCAUUACACAACUGAAGACCAACAUAAGAGGGCCAAUGCUGCCAUGUUAAUAGGCUCCUACGCUGUGAUUUAUUUAAACAAGAGCCCGGAAGAAGCUUUCCGGUUAUUGACGAGUGGAAACAGCCCACCCUUUUUACCGUUUAGAGAUGCUUCGUACGGCUGGGCCGAAUACAGCAUUUCUAUUUUGGAUUGUUUGCACGCCAUCGAGAAGGCCAUCAAAUUCAAUUUCUUUGAUUUCAAUGACUUUGACGUCGAAGAAUAUGAACAUUACGAGCGAGUGGAAAAUGGCGACUUUAAUUGGAUUAUUCCUGGCAAGUUUAUUGCAUUUUGUGGCCCGCAUUCCACUAAGAAUGAGGAAGAAGGCCAACACACCCCCGAAUCCUAUUUCAACUACUUUCGCGAGUACAACGUAACGACCAUUGUUCGGCUGAAUAAGCGCAUCUACGAUGCAGCCCGUUUUACUCGAGGGGGAUUCCAACACCGAGACCUGUUCUUUACCGAUGGCAGCACGCCCAGCGACCUCAUCAUGGAGCGCUUCUUGAACAUUUGCGAAGCGACUAGCGGCGCCGUGGCAGUUCAUUGUAAAGCUGGACUGGGGCGGACGGGUACGCUUAUCGCCUGCUACAUGAUGAAGCAUUACCGCAUGACUGCCCACGAGACCAUUGCUUGGCUGAGGAUCUGCCGGCCUGGCUGCGUCAUUGGUCACCAGCAAACUUGGGUGGAAAGCAAACAAUUACAGAUGUGGCUACAGAAAGAUGAAUACGACAACGCUCACAAUGGGCAGUCUUUAGGGAUAGUUUGUGCUUAUCCUGUCCAUAGUUUUAAACAGCGUAAGCUGUUCGAGUCCACUGCCAAUUCGAAUGCCAACCACAAUAGCCGCCAUGCCGGUAAAACAGCUGUUUACCUAUCGGAGAUAUGUGUCACGGGCAGCAGCUUGAGCACGGCCAAAUGUCCAAAAUUAGCAGACAAUGGCAAUCGAAUCAACGACGAUUCUGGUGCUUCGUUGCAAGAGACCACCUGUCGAUCCUUGAUUUGCAUCAACAACACGACAGAGAAAGAAGCCGACAGUGGUAGCGUCCGCAGCAUCCUCAACAUUUUGGACAGUUUUAAAUUGGAAGACAUGAAAGAGGACAAGACUUCGGCGUCCAAUUCUGCAGGCAAUAAAUCGGUGCUCACGGUUGCAGAGAGUACGUUGUUGGCUGUUCCGGUUGAUCCGAACGCCAACGCCACCGUCAAGCAAGAGCCGCUCAAGGAGAAAAAGGGCAGCGUGUUCAACGAAGAAUGUCUCGUUAACGGCAUGUCGCAGGGUGACCGCCUUCAGCAGAUCAAAUCACUCCGACGACACGCAAGAGCAACGACAACCGGAGCUCUAAAGAACUGUGAUGAUAUCGUCCUGCAUAGAAGCAACAAGGCAGUCGUCAAGAGCUCUGAUUUGAGGCCAACUGACGAGGCUACCCGUAUCCGUAGCCGAACGUCUCAGCGUUUGCAGACGAUUGGCCAGGGAGGCAUUCUUCUGCCAUCUCCGCUCAAAUCGAACCGAGUGAGUUCGGCUCUGACUGUCGGUGCAUCUCUUCUCAAUUCGUCACAAGGCAGCAACAGCAGCGGUGGUAGUGGAAGAUCACCCAAAACCAUCGACGAUGACGGUAAAGUGAGUGGCGAAGGUACUCCAGCGGGAUACAAACGCGUUACGAGGUCUACCACUACGACAAAAAGACAUGCUUGGCUGCUGAGCUCGGGUUGUGGUGUCUAUCAUGGCCAUGCAGGCUCCUCAUCUUCUCGUCUUUUGCGAUUGUCGCUAGGUGCGAGUAAGCGGGCGGCGGCAACGUCGUCGGGGGGAAUGCUGGGGCGUAAUGGCCACCACAUGGUCACGUCCCCACAUUCCACUUCAGUGGAAGUUCCUCCACCCUCCUCUUCCAUCUCCUCUUCCCCAACUGCUACCGGCUUCUGUGACUUGAAGACCAAGAGGAAAAUCAGAGAGAAAACUUUAAAAACGAACCGUUUGUCAAGCCCAUCUUCUGGCCCGUGUCCUGUCAUGCCACGCGAUCCCAUGACGGACGGCCCGGUCGGUAAGACGUCGCGUACGAUCGCGUCUCGCCGGCCGUUGACACGUUCCGUCCUACGCGCAUCUCUGUCGCCAUUGGGCUCUGGCCCGAUAACUCCGUCCGGCAGCAGCGCCAGUAAAAAAGUAUUGGCUCAUCACAGCUCGCCGUCAGUGAAAGCGUCGGGUGUUGCUCAUCCGCGUCGCCUUCUGGCAACUCACGCCCCUCUGCCAAAAUAAUACCAAGGAAUGUGAAUCCAUUUCUCUCACACCCGCGUAAAACAAUCGUUACAUACCCCGAUUUUCGUCUCUCGUAAAGACGUACGCGCACUUGACGUCGCUACUGACCAUUUACAAUCUCAUCUUUACAAUCAGAAUUUUAUUAGAUUUUUUUUUUUCAAAUUUGGAAAAUAGUAAUUAUAAUAAUGUGUUUUCUUUAUGUUCCUAAGAUUCGAUUCAAAAUUCGAUUUCGGUUAUCGGUUUUUUUGAACGGUUAGUCCCGAAGGAAGGACGUAUUUCACACAAAUGGUCGAUACUUCGUGUUGUUUUUUUUACUCCCGACCCUGUAUCGAAAUCUUUACUGUCCAAUUUCGUUUGAGUUCAUACGAUAUUGUUACACACUGACAAAGCUACUCGUCCGACUACCCAAUUAGGAUUUUGUUUGGUUGCUGCUGCUAAAUUAACGAAAUUAGAAUUUAAAUACUUGUCUUCUUGACUUGGCUUUUUCAAUGGGUUUUGGUUGCAAUAUUAUUUGAUUUUCGAUGGUUUGUGUCCUUUACAAUAUUCUGCCUAUUCCCUUCACGUUUUGAAUGCAAAGCCGCAAUCUGCUUUUAACCUACUCACUUUAGUCGCACCUGCUAUUCUCCUCCU